GAACACUCGCUUGUUCAAAAGGAAGGCCUUAUCGAUAUUUGACUUGGGGAUCUGGCACAAAGUAAAAGGACACAAUGAAAGUCAGCAGUUUUUUAUCUAGCUGGUCGUGGAAUCUCUAAAAUCAAAUGUUUCACAGGAUCUUCCUUGAUUUCUGCAUUUAGCGAUUGUAAUUCCUGCUGAGAUUUUGUGUAAAGGAAGGCUAGAAGGUUUAUCUCGCAUCAAUCAUCAUGGAUCCGAGAGACAUGAUUUGCAGGUAAGUGAUUGAUGGGCUUUUACAAUUACCUAGAUCCCUCCGAAUGUCUAAAGGAUCAACAUGAUUAUCGGACACCAAAGAUAACACUUGAAAUGUUUUUAUUAUGCUCCUCGACAUUUGCUGUCACUAAACUUGACGCGUACACACACGUAUAAAUAAACCACCUCUCAUCUACAGCGAUAAAUAACCAAACGUCAAGUCUAAGGAAUCGACAACAUUUUUCUACACUACCCUAUUCAUCUUUUUGUAAGCAAAUCCGAGUCCAACGGGCCAUUCGGGAUGGUAUACGAUAGGACAGUCCAUGUGGUUUUCAAAACCUUGUUCAUCCAAGACGCCGAGCGUCACGUUUCGACAUCCAAUGAUUUUGAUCCACUCAAUGUUUUGGCAUGCCUCUGCUAAAGCUCGAAUACCCGAAUUGGUGAUGCUCAGGCCGUAGUGGAUAAGGAAUACUUUGAGAUUGGGGCAACCUUCUCCGAGGAGCGCCAGACCAGAGUCACUGGCAUUCUGGUACUGCGAAACGCAGAGGUAUUUCAGGUUAGCAGCGCAUGGAGACUUUGUGAUUGCGAUUAAACUGUCGUCGUGAAGCAUGUGGCAGGACGACAGGGACAGAGCUUCCAGGUUGUGGCAUCCCGCAAGAAGCGACAACAGUCCAUGCUGGUUGAUCGGACUGUUGGUCAUAAAGUGCAAUUCUGAACCCGACGAAUGUGUCACUGUUAUUGACCCGCAUUACACAGUGAUACAAACCUGAACUACAUACCUCGCAGGUUCACGCACGAAGUUCCAAUGAAAGCCAAAAGCGAUCCGACAGACUCUGAACUCAGUGUCGUCGCCCGGUAAUCCUCCAUCGUGAUAUCAAGCCUGCGAAGCUACAAAUACAACCAUUAUUUCACAAAGUAGCUCUCCAAGAUGUCUCCAAUCCAAAUGGCAUACCUUAAUAAAGGCACCGCCAAGGCUCAGCUGCUUCAUUGCGCUCACAAGCACAUCACCAUUGAUUCUUCGUAGAGCAAGUUCGCUCAAAUUCCGGCAUGUAGAAAGAGGCACUACACUCUUGAAGAAGUUUAUGCGUAAACGUCCGCAACACUGAUGAAUCGUCAUCUUUUGUCACGCGGCGGUUUCCGUGCGGAUCAAAGAUGUGCCACAUGGUGGGAGUCCAGAAAAGUCCCUCAAAAAAUCUAGAGAUGAGGCGGACUAUUGGACAACCACAAAAUGAGUAAUGUAAUGCAUAAGGCAAGAUCGCAGGCUCCCAAGCCGCAUAUUCCCACUUACUCUUGGCCCUAUUCUGCACAUCGAGAUAUUUGAGCGACUCGAGGAGGAUCUCAGGAGGCAAAUCCAGGAUGCCCGGAUCUCGAAUGGUGGUUCGCCGAAGCUGUUCCUCCAGCAUGUCAAGGUCCAAACUGUUCUCAUGAGGUGACAUUUCGUAGACGCUCUUCUCUUAAUAGGAUAUAAAUAACUGCACGGAAUAUCUAUGCUCUACUUUACAAGUCUUGCGCUCACACGCCUAACCACAUUCCCACAUGCCAAGUACUUCGAGAAGGUGGAGAAGGGGGCGGGGGUGGAGGUGGUGUCUGCUUACCGCAGCUGCUUUAGUGGCUUAGUACAAUAAUUUGGAUAAGUUAUCAAAUGGCUCACGUAAGCACAUCGUCACGCGAAGCAACCCCUGACGAUCCUUUCUUUUGCGCACAAGUAGCCAAUUCCCGUCGUUUGCUUCGGACGAUUUUCAACGAUGCCCACCAUCGCUCCAGCACACCAUAUCAUCCACUCCCCAUCCACCCCUUCUUUUGGGGCCCGUCGACUCUUGAAUGCAUUCAAGUUUAACCGUCAUCGACGACAACCAGAGUCUUUGCACGCCGCAUCCCUACGCAAAACCCAGCGCAUACUCGUCUUGGACACCGUACGCCGUCGAUCACUCCCAAAAACACCAUCCACACUCCCAUACAUUAGCACACAGCAGGAUCCGAUUACAUUCUUGACGUCCACGCCACUCACACUUGACCCUAUUGCGAAAGAAACCAAAUCAGAAAACAAUGGUAUUCCGCUCGUAUUUCAUAUUUCGACUGUAGUUUUUUUGGCUGGGUGGGGACUUGCUUGUCUUCGUGAUGGAUGGGGGAAGCGGAAGGUUCAGCGUGGGUUUUGAUGGGUUGCAGCCCAGACGAUCUCCUAUGAUUAUGUAUUUACAUUGUAGCUUAGCGGAACUUGACGCGACUGACGUGAUCAGACGAAUCCCAUGUCAACACUUGGAUGAGCAGGUGGUAGUUUAUGCCUUGUUCUUUUUGUUUUUAACAAAGGUUAUCUCGGAGCAAACGGAUGUCAUCUGCUUUAAACCUGCUUCAGUACUUACAUAUGCAGAAUUCGAAGCGACACAGGAAACCGCUGUGUUAUAUACUACAGGAGGAACCCUUAGCUCUUAAAACUUGGCCAUGUCACGAUGAUAAAGUACCCACCUGUUGAAAAACAUCGGGAAGGCCAAGGGAAAAAUAAUCCGAGAGACAAGGACAAUGGCAUGCUAAACGGUGGUAUGAGACCGACGAUUUGAACGAUGGAGCACGCAUCAUUGCAAACGCUCCCCACCGGUAAAAUGUCGACCAUCACUUCAUCGUCUCUCCGGUUCGCUUUGUAACACUAUGUAGCAGACAUUCGCCUGAAUGGUGGAGCAGGAAAUUUGAAAUAGCAGUGUCAUAAGUCUAUCUAUGUCACCCAGCGUCAUGUCAUUACGAAACAUCUGGAUCAUAUGAACCACCCAUAGAUCAUUCGCCCGUGCUUUCUGGAAAGCAUGAACCAUUUGUAUAUUUUGCAAUGGACCCAAGUAGUCAUCCCGUUUCUCCACCGUUUCUUACGGGGGGAACGUGGUUGUCCAAGCUAGACGCGCAACCCACAACAUUUUU
This is a messenger RNA of Spizellomyces punctatus DAOM BR117, 3135 nucleotides long. RefSeq lists its product as uncharacterized. NCBI's taxonomy places the organism in Eukaryota, Fungi, Chytridiomycota, Chytridiomycetes, Spizellomycetales, Spizellomycetaceae. The transcript has 2 exons. Bases 1977 to 2387 code for a protein of 136 amino acids. The record is from RefSeq and is a predicted model, not a curated record.